Molecule: messenger RNA, 2547 nt
Organism: Brassica napus (rape)
Lineage: Eukaryota; Viridiplantae; Streptophyta; Magnoliopsida; Brassicales; Brassicaceae
Product: poly [ADP-ribose] polymerase 2
Exons: 19
Coding region: 174-2297 (707 amino acids)
Molecular function (GO): NAD+ poly-ADP-ribosyltransferase activity
Source: RefSeq, a predicted model, not a curated record
UCAAUAUUUAAAAUUUUCUAAAAAGAAGAAGAAAAGCCCUAAAGCUUUCAAGAGAAGACACUGACGAAGAGGAGAAGACCUCUUCAAAUGCUCGCGCGAACUCUCUUCCUCCAAAGUAAACCAUAGAACCAACCUUCUCUCCCUCACUCACAUUCCCUAGAAGACGAACGAAAAUGGCGAACAAGCUCAAAGUCGAAGAACUCCGUGCAAAGCUCGCCGAGCGCGGACUCAGCACCACCGGACUCAAAUCCGUUCUGGUGGAGAGGCUCGAAGAGGCUAUCGCGGAAGACGCGAAGAAGGACGAAUCGAAGAGGAAGAGGAAACGAAACCUAGAUUCUUCGGACGGUGCUGAUGAAUCGAACAAACUGAUUGCGAUUGGCGAGCUUCGUGCGAUGAAUGUGAAGGAGUUGCGCGAGGAAGCUAGUAAGAGAGGCUUAGUCGAAACAGGUACGAAGAAAGACCUUCUCGAGAGGCUCUGCAACGACGCAAACAACGAUUCCAUUGCCCCAGUCAAAUCAGGGACAGAUGGAGCUGAAGAUGGAGAUGAUGGCUUAGAAGAAGAAAAGAAAGAAGAGAAGAUUGCAAUUGACGAGCUUCGUGCAAUGAAUGUGAAGGAGUUGCGCGAGGAAGCUAGUAAGAGAGGCUUAGCUACAACUGGUACCAAAAAGGUGCUUCUCGAGAGGCUCUGCAACGACGCAAACAACGAUUCCAGUGCUACAGUCAAGUCAGGGACAGAUGGAGCUGAAGAUGACGAUGAUGGCUUUGAGGAAGAAAAGAAAGAAGAGAAAAUCGUAACUGCCACAAAGAAGGGAGCAGCGGUGUUGGAUCAGUGGAUUCCUGAUAACAUAAAGAGCCAGUACCAUGUUCUACAAAGGGGUGAUGAUGUUUAUGAUGCCAUGUUGAAUCAGACAAAUGUCAGGGAUAAUAAUAACAAGUUCUUUGUCCUACAAGUGCUAGAGUCUGAUAACAAGAAAACAUAUAUGGUCUACUUCAGAUGGGGAAGAGUUGGUGUGAAAGGACAGAGUAAACUAGACGGACCUUUUCACUCAUGGGAUCGUGCAAUAGAUAUAUUUAGCAAUAAGUUCCUUGAUAAGACAAAGAAUUUUUGGUCUGACAGAAAGGAGUUUAUACCUCAUACUAAGUCCUAUACAUGGAUCGAAAUGGACUAUGGCAAAGACGAUAAUGAUUCAGCUGUUGUCAAUGAUGUUCCCAAAUCAUCUUCUGAAGUUAAACCGGAGGAAUCAAAACUAGAUCCCCAAGUUGCCAAGUUCAUCUCUCUUAUAUGCAAUGUAAGCAUGAUGGCACAGCACAUGAUGGAAAUAGGAUACAACGCUAACAAAUUGCCACUUGGCAAGCUAAGCAAGUCCACAAUAACAAAGGGUUAUGAAGUGUUGAAGAGAAUCUCGGAGGUAAUGAGCCGGUUUGAUAGAGCGAGGCUUGAGGAACUCAGUGGAGAGUUCUAUACUGUGAUACCUCAUGAUUUUGGUUUCAAGAAAAUGAGUCAGUUUGUUAUAGACACUCCCCAAAAGUUGAAACAGAAAAUAGAAAUGGUUGAAGCAUUAGGUGAAAUCGAACUCGCGACAAAGUUGUUGUCUAUCGACCCUGGAUUGAUGGAUGAUCCUUUAUAUUAUCACUACCAGCAACUUAAUUGUGGAUUGACGCCAGUAGGAGCCGAUUCAGAAGAGUUCUCUAUGGUUGCCAAUUACAUGGAGAACACUCAUGCAAAAACGCAUUCGGGAUACACAGUUGAGAUUUCUCAGCUAUUUAGAGCUUCAAGAGCUGGUGAAGCUGAUCGAUUCCAACAGUUCUCAAGUUCGAAGAAUAGGAUGCUACUUUGGCAUGGGUCACGUCUCACUAACUGGGCUGGUAUUUUAUCUCAAGGUCUUCGGAUAGCUCCUCCUGAAGCGCCAGUAACUGGUUACAUGUUUGGGAAAGGGGUUUACUUUGCCGACAUGUUCUCCAAGAGUGCAAACUAUUGCUACGCUAACAGCGGUGCUAAUGACGGCGUCCUGCUCCUCUGCGAGGUUGCUUUGGGAGACAUGAAUGAGCUUCUGAAUUCGGAUUAUAACGCGGAUAAAUUGCCUCCGGGGAAGCUAAGCACAAAAGGUGUGGGGAGAACAGCACCAAACCCAUCAGAGGCUAAGACACUAGAAGACGGUGUUGUUGUUCCACUUGGCAAACCAGUGGAUCAUUCAAGCUCCAAGGGGACUUUAUUGUACAACGAGUACAUUGUCUACAAUACGGAACAAAUCAAGAUGCGAUAUGUGAUCCAAGUCAAAUUCAACUACAAGUACUGAAAACACUUAUGUAGAGUAUUGAACCGACCAGCUCAUAUUCAACACUUUGAUGCUUAUUGGACUUGUUUUUGCAUUCGGCUUGGGAUUUAACCCAAUAGUGUACCCCCACUAGUGUGCUUUAAGAAAGCUUGUUAUGUGUGCGGCUCUCAUCUCGCUAAUCUGAACUUGAACUUGAUUUCUUUGUAAAUGUCUGUUUUUAAAAUAAGAUAUUUAUUUCUACAUCUUAAUUGAUUUGAAAAUCCAUAUACAA